This is a messenger RNA of Podospora anserina S mat+, 801 nucleotides long. RefSeq lists its product as uncharacterized. The coding region runs from base 1 to 801 and encodes 266 amino acids. Gene Ontology annotation, molecular function: peroxidase activity. NCBI's taxonomy places the organism in Eukaryota, Fungi, Ascomycota, Sordariomycetes, Sordariales, Podosporaceae. The record is from RefSeq and is a predicted model, not a curated record. The transcript has 4 exons.
AUGAGACUUGCAGCCUUUCUUUCUUUGGCGGUGGCCGCUGCGGCUGUCAAUGUGUCCAACAGCGACCCCUUUGAGCAAUGGCAUGGGCCUAAGGCAGGCGAUGUCCGUGGGCCAUGCCCAUUCCUAAACACCUUUGCCAACCACGGCUUCCUCCCUCGUACCGGCAAAUACAUCACCCUCGAUGACCUCACCAACGGCCUCUUCAACGCUGUCAACUUCGAUGCCAACAUCUCCGCUUUCCUCUUUGACUUCGCCAUCAGCACGAACCCGGAGCCGAACUCUACCUGGUUCUCGCUUGACCACUUGACCCGCCACAACGUGCUGGAGCAUGAUGCCAGUCUCUCUCGCGUCGACGCCUUCCACGGCCACGCCGACAUUUUCAACCAGGAAGCCUUUGACGAAACCCGCUCCCACUGGGGCGACAUCGUCAACGUCGAGAGCGGUGCCGCUGCCAUCGUCGCUCGCAUGAAGACAUGCAAAUCAACCAAUCCUCAAUACUCCCUCUCCCAACUUGGCGAGGCUUUCAUCCUCGGCGAGACAGCCGCGUUCAUCUCCAUCCUCGGAGACGCUGAGGCCCUCACUGUCGAGAAGACGCGUGUGGAAUACCUUUUCCAAAACGAGCGUCUCCCGACCGAACUUGGCUGGAAGAGACCCGAGGCUCAGUUCACGACCGAUAUUCUGGUGCGGAACCUGCAGGCGGUGGCUGUCGAGUAUCAGAAGAGGCUGAACUCGACUGUCUUGAGGAAGAGGGGGGUGGAUUAUGCUGAGCGGUUGAUGGAUGGUAGGGCGAGGGUGCUCUAG